Messenger RNA from Drosophila ananassae, 3302 nucleotides. RefSeq names its product putative oxidoreductase GLYR1 homolog (gene Ndf). Gene Ontology annotation, molecular function: NADP binding; oxidoreductase activity, acting on the CH-OH group of donors, NAD or NADP as acceptor; NAD binding. Lineage: Eukaryota; Metazoa; Arthropoda; Insecta; Diptera; Drosophilidae. The coding region runs from base 235 to 2058 and encodes 607 amino acids. The record is from RefSeq and is a predicted model, not a curated record. The transcript has 9 exons.
CACUAGCCGAUAGCACCCAAAAUGGCGCUUACUAUCGUGUUUUCCCAGCAAAUAACAUCGGUGCAUCACAACCAAAGCGAAAAAAAUACGGGCUACGGACGAAAAUUGUGGAAUUUCACCGAACGCCAGCUCAAACGCCGUUUUGUGGUCCAGCCCAUCUAAUAAUUGUUGUUCUAACGCGUCGCCCCCCCAAUCAGCAAAAUAACUAAGUUCAAUAUCCGCCUGGACAACAUAAUGUCGAAGAACAAAAAACUGUCGCUCUCGGGCGGCGAUACGGCGGAGAAAUUCAUUUACAAGCCCAAGGAUUUGAUUUGGGCCAAAAUGAAGGGCUUCACCCCGUGGCCGGGAAUGAUUGUGGAGCCGCCUUUGGAUCUUCUGGCCCAACAGCGACGUGCCAACACCAAGUGCGUCUUCUUUUUUGGCUCCCGAAACUUUGCAUGGAUCGAGGAGAACAAUAUCAAGCCGUUUGAGGGCCCGUGGAAGGACGAACUGGCGAAAGUGAGCAAGCCAGCUGCCUUCCGGCACGCCAUGACUGACAUUGAAAAGUAUAUUGAUGACCCCGCCGAGGUGGACGAGCAGAUUAACGACAGUUGCGGCGUGCCCAACCAUGCAACCGAGGCUGACUUUGACAAGAUCCGCGACGGGCUAGACGGUGAGGAGAAUGCCGCCGAUGAGGCAGCGACGGCAGAUGGCAAUAAUGGAGUAGUGCCCCACGUUGUUGGCAGCCCCGACGAAGGAGAUUCCGUGGAAAAUAAUGCAGACUCUUCUGCUUCGCCCUCCGCCGCUGUGACGACGACGCCGGCAGCCACAGGGAAGUCCGGUGGCAAGAGGACGCCCAAGGCCAAGUCUGUAUCGGCAGUCUCAGUCAGCAAGUCAGCUAAGGCCUCCGCGUCGAAAUCCGCACAGAAACGACGUGUCUCCGCCCACCAGACACCAAGCGGAGCGUCGAGUGCCAAGAGGGGUAGGCGAGUGGCAUCCGGAGAUGUAGCAGGUGACGAUGCAGCCGGCUCCUCGCCCAACGCCCGGCGCCGCAUAGAGACGGACGCGCUGAUGGCAACACUGGCAGCCAAGCGGGCACCAAAUGCUAUUGCUCUUCUUGACCGUCCAGUGGUGACACGGCCAGAGACACAGGCAAUCGACAUGAACUCGCGGUCAAACACCUUGGCCGACCGGGACAUUGUGCCCUCGGAGCAGACCUUUGGAUUCUUGGGACUUGGAAUGAUGGGAUCGACCAUAGUUAAGGACUUAAUAUACACAGGGCACAAAGUUGUCGUCUGGAACCGCACUAUCGAUAAGUGUCAGCCUUUCGUGGAAGCUGGAGCAGAGGUUAAAGACACUCCCAUGGAUGUAGUUGAGGCAGCUGACGUAAUUUUCUGCUGUGUCUCGGAUCCAAAGGGUGCCAAGGAUCUCGUUUUUGGCAACUGUGGUGUCCUUCAGCUUAAGGAUCUAAAUAACAAGGCCUAUGUAGAAAUGUCGACCAUAGAUCCGGAAACCUCAACAGAUAUUGGCGAGGGAAUCAAACAAUGCAACGGCCGCUAUCUCGAAGCUCAAAUUCACGGUUCGCGCCAGGAGGCCGCCGAUGGCAUGCUUAUUAUUCUGGCUGGCGGCGAUCGUUCCGUUUUCGAGGAGUGCCACUCGUGCUUCAAGACCAUCGCAAAGAAUACGUUCUUCUUGGGGACAGAUGUCGGCAACGCAUGCAAGGUCAACCUAAUUUUGCAAACCAUUUUGGGAGUGAGUCUGGUCGGAUUGGCCGAGGCGUUAGCAUUAGCUGAUCGAUUCUCGAUUUCAUUGAACGACAUCAUUGAUAUAUUCGACUUGACUUCAAUGAAAUCACCGCUCCUCUUAGCAAAAGGAAAAGAAAUGGCCAAGGGCGACUUUAACCCACAGCAGCCCUUGAGCCACAUGCAACGCGACUUGCGCUUGGUGCUGAACAUGGCCGAAAACUUGGAUCAAUCAAUGCCCGUCACCAGCAUCACCAACGAGGUGUUCAAGCACACCAAGCGCUUGGGGUAUAGUGAACAUGAUUCUAGCGCCGUAUUCGUAAGAUCCAGAUUUUAACAUUUAGUUAACACGACUACCGUUUAAACUAUAUUUUAUCAUUUAGUUUAAAGCGUACACCGAACAGAACAGAACAGAACAGACACUGACACACACUGACUCGCACACACCACACACACCCUACAUACACUCUACCAACUGUAACCUUAACCAUAACGAAAAUGCACCCAUACACCUAUAACCCAUACCCCUCCCACCAGUCCCUCGCUGACAGAGGUGUUUGACCGCAAUGGGUAUUUUGAUGGCUAUUUGUUUCAAUACAGCCUCUAGCCCCAUUUCUAUAUCGUUGCGUUCGAAAACGUCCUAACCAUCCUAUAAUUUUCCACAUCCUUCCCACCCACGAACAACAGGGCUACUGCUACGCCGAUCAGAGUUUGAAGCAAGUGUGCGAGCCGAUUCGUAUAGUCGGGAGCUGUUCAUCAGCUCCCGGGCUCCACUUGCUGCCCGCUCUUGGCCUGCCCGCUUUGACCUCGACAAGCUCCUUGCGGCGCAAACGUUACGCGAGUCUGUAAAUCUUCUAUUCAAGAUCUAACAAAAGACGAAUAAGGGUGUCUUGAUCAGAUGCAAGUUGAAAAUUAUCAAAAAAGAAAACACGAGUGGGGGCAGGAUCAGAGAAAAAGGGCGCUCGAUUUUGUAAUGAAUAUAUGAUUUUGCUUCCCAACUAUAUACAAAAAAAAAGAAGUAUAUGCUUACAAAAAUUGUAAAUGCCUGCAUGAGAAUAAAAUGUAAAAAAACAUUUCAUGAGCAAAACUCUGUUAAGUAUCGAAAUGGAGCAAUGUCCCCUUGUAUGUACGAAUGAAUCCAAGAAACCAAUUUAAUUAAUUUUCAUACAUCCGGUAUAUUUUAUUUUAUAUCAGCCCCCUUUUGUUCAAUUAUACAAAUAUUUUUCUAAGAAUAAAGUGUAAGCCAAAUAAAUUAUGCAAACCUUUCGUCAAAUGCGGUAAUAAUAGUUUGGGUUACUACCGUCAGACCCACAGUAUAUAAGACCGUGGAUCCACAGUACGUAAGACCGACACCUGAAAGGAAAAAAAAAAACGAAACACUAAAGAACCGACGUAUAUACAGAAUCAAAAAAAAUUCCCCAGAAGCAAAAACAAAUAGCAUAAAAUUUGAGCGCCGAAUAUGGCGAGGGUCUUUAUUAAUAAUAAUAAUAAGAAUAUAUAAUAAAUAAUAUAUUUUACUUAUUAUUUAGUCUGUAUUUUGUUGUAAAACAAAGAUUAAUAAAAAGAUAAUUUUAAAGAGGA